Messenger RNA from Mugil cephalus (flathead mullet), 6780 nucleotides. It is a transcript of the gene fign, whose product is annotated as fidgetin. Bases 179 to 2437 code for a protein of 752 amino acids. The record is from RefSeq and is a predicted model, not a curated record. Gene Ontology annotation, molecular function: microtubule severing ATPase activity; ATP binding; ATP hydrolysis activity. NCBI's taxonomy places the organism in Eukaryota, Metazoa, Chordata, Actinopteri, Mugiliformes, Mugilidae. The transcript is spliced from 3 exons.
AGGGUUUGGAAUUCCAACAUGGCAGAGGCUGUGGUCAGUCUUCCCCUCACUAACUUGGAAUGGUUUCAAAUCGUGAGCAGCCACGCUUAACCCCAGCGAGCCAUUCAUCUGCGCACUCACCGGAUCGAUGGUACUAUAAACCCUGACGCUGCCCUGUCACCUACACAGGCUUGAAGACAUGAUCACUAGCACCAGUAUCUAUGGUCUAAAGAUGCAGUGGACCCCAGAGCACACACAAUGGGCAGAACAACACUUUGACAUCUCAUCCACUACCCGCUCGCCAGCACACAAAGUAGAGGCCUACCGGGGGCACUUACAGCGAACAUACCAGUAUGCGUGGGCGAACGAUGACAUCUCCGCGCUGACUGCCUCCAAUCUGCUUAAGAAAUAUGCAGAGAAGUAUUCUGGGAUCUUAGAAGGCCCAAAUGAAAGAGCCCUGCUGUGCUCCUACUCUGAUAGCACCACUGGACUCAUGAAUGGACGAAAGUCAGAGAAUGAGUCCUGGCAGGAGGGGAUUUACCCAAUGAACUGUGCUCCAGAUGUUAUAUCUGUGAGCAAAGCUGGAAUGACAGCUGCCCUACCCCCUACAGAUGUGUCGGCUAGUAUAGGCAGCUCCCCAGGGGUGGCCAGCAGCUUGUCUGAGCCUAGCUAUUCCAACAGUAACUGUGGGAGUCACACCGCCACUACUCUCCACUCGGGCCUCCCCUCUCAGGAAUAUACUGCCAGCUACAACGGUUCCUACCUGCAUUCUAGCUACAGCGGCCAGACUACCCCAGCCCUCCCUUCCCCACAUCCCUCUCCUUUGCACAGUUCCGGGCUAUUACAACCACCACCACCUCCUCCUCCUACCCUGGUGCCGAGCUACAACGCCGGGUCUCCAAACCUUCCCAACUACAAUUAUCCUCCAACAGGGUAUGCUUCACAGACUGCUGUUGGCCCUGGUUAUAGCCCUGGGGGAGCACCCCCACCUUCUGCUUAUCUACCGUCCGGUAUUGCAGCCCCUACACCAAUCCCUCCAUCUACAUUGCCUGGGUACACCUACCAGUCCCAUAAUCAUACACCAAUUGCACCAACACCUUUGAAUGGCAGCACAUCCAACUCAUUAAAACGAAAAGCUUUCUACAUGAGUGGACAUGGAGAUAUGGACUCUAGCUAUGGUAAUUUCAGCUACAACCAACAGCGCUCUUCACAGAGCCCAAUGUACAGAGUAGCAGACAGCAGCAUCUCAGACUCAAACAGGGGAAAUGGCUUUGAAAGAAGUACCGAAGCGUCAUCUUUAGCUUUUAAGCCAACCAAACAGCCACUGUCCUCUGAUCAGCAAAGAAAAUUUAACUUACACUCUGGCAGAGCAGUAACUCCUCCAUCGUAUGGAUCAACCAAAAGCUCUGCAGGUGAUCUCAGAACUGGUGAGCCCUACAGCAAGUUUGGAUCUCCCAUCAUGAGUGAGCAAACUGAAGAGCACAGACAGCACCUCCCACACUCCCUAACAGGGCCUGACAUAGGUACGGCUACCUCGUCUAUCCAUGCUGCAGAGGAACAACUGAAGAACAGUGAUUCCAACUUGGUGGAGAUGGUGACCACAGAGAUCCUUCAACAAGGCUCUCCAUUGGACUGGAGUGAGAUUGCAGGUCUGGAUAUGGCCAAAGCGGCCAUCAAGGAGGAGAUACUAUGGCCCAUUUUAAGGCCUGAUAUGUUUAGUGGACUUACCACAUUACCUCGGAGUCUCCUUUUAUUUGGACCUCAGGGAACUGGUAGAACACUGCUGGCACGUUGCAUGGCCAGCCAACUGGGGGCUGCAUUCUUGCAACUAAGCAGUUCAGCACUGGUGACCAAAUGGCUAGGUGAAGGGGAAAAGAUCAUCCAGGCUUCUUUCCUUGUGGCCCGGUGUCGCCAACCGGCAGUAGUCUUUAUCAGUGAGGUGGAUCUUCUGCUGUCAGCCCAGCUCAGUGAGGAGAGCCCAGUCAAUCACCUCAAAGCUGAGCUCCUCCUACAGCUUGACAGUGUUUUGACCUCUGUUGAGGACCAUGUUCUCGUGGUCUGCUCCACCAGUAAGCCUGAAGAGAUCCCGGAGUCCCUGCGGAGGUACUUUACCAAGCGACUGCUUGUCCCCUUGCCUGAUGGGUCAGCACGACAUCAGAUAAUCAGUCAACUGCUCUCACAGCACAACUACUGUCUUAGUGACAAAGAGAUGUCACUACUGGUUCAGAGGACAGAGGGCUUUUCAGGACUGGAUGUGGCCCAGUUGUGUCAAGAGGCUGUGGUAGGUCCUCUCCACGGCAUGCCUGGGACUGACCUAUCAAGUAUCCACCCCAGUCAAAUGAGACCAAUCUCUUACCAAGACUUUGACAAUGUGUUUUGCAAAUUCCAGCCUAGCAUAUCACAAAAAGAACUUGACAUGUACACUGAGUGGAAUAAAAUGUUUGGUUGUAAUCAGUAAACGACACAUUUUCUUUAGAUCCCAGUUGUUGCGUACAAGCAAGAGUUUGGCUUUCAGUGAAAAAAAGUUGAGACACAAAUAGACUAGAUAGAGCAAAGGGAUUAUUAUUACACAGAAGACAAUUGUCUGGACAUCAUACAUGGUAAAAUUCAAUUAAACCCUAUGUGUCGGAAGCCAUGUGCUUACUAAAACUUAAACAAUUUGGAAAAAAUUGCCCACAUUUUUUGUAUAUACAUAUACAUAUAUAUGUAUGUAUAUACAUAUAUGUGUAAACAUAUGUAUGUAUAUACAUAUAUAUAUAUACUAUUCUGCUGAUCUUGAGAUUUAGUUGCUAUCAAGUGCCUGAGGUGGUGCUGUUUAAGUUUUUUGUUGUUGUUUCCUUGCCUCACAAUCUUCAUUGGUGACAUGUGCUAAUAUAAGAAAAAAGCUUUACAAUGUGACGAAGAACUUUCUCUUUUUUCAUUGCAACAGUUUUCUUCAGCUGUGUCUGUUUUGUGCUCUCUGUGAACAGUUGUGGUUAAUUUGAACUGAAUUAAAUGUAUUAACAUAAAUUUAGUUGGGUUUCAUUACCGUACACAUGUUUUAAGUGUGUGUAAAUCAUUUUUGAUGACAAAACAGUCAAACCCUUUCUUUUUUUUUUCUUUUUUUUUUAGCUCUAACAAUAUAAUUUGUUUUCUAGCAAAUAUAAAUUUGGUUGAUGUACUAGCCUCUCUGUAGAUGUAAUGACAACACAAACACAAAAAUGUUAUUUUACCUGUUGACUCCAAUUUAAACAGUUACUUACUCUGUAAAAUCUCAUUACAGCAGUAAUUCACAUGUAAAAUUCGACCAUUUGUUCUCCAUUUGACAACUCAGGAACGUGAUGAUGAUAUGUAUAGUACCUCAUAAGCUUGCAUCAAAGCAUUACACGCUACACGUCCAUUUGGCUUGCAUUUGAAAUUGCAUCAUCAAAAAAUGAAAGGCUAUAUAAUACCUCAAAAAAAAAAAAAGCUCAAAAUGAAAUGAGAUGGCUGGUACAAUGAAUGUAUGAGAGCAAAUCUGGUUUAUUUGCAAGAAAAAAAAGUCAUUUGUUUCGGAUUCUUUAACUCUGAUUUAGUUUGAAAUGGAAACUUGUAUUAUGAUCAGAGGUUUGCCUUUGAAAAGAAUGGAAGCAUUAUGUCUCUUGAAUCAUAGCCUUGAGGAAAUUUUUGUUUGGAGCACUUUUUUUUUUUUUUUUUUUUUUUUAUCAAUCCUGUUGAAUAUCACAAGGAAAAACCUUCAUUUACUUCAAAUACAAUGAUCAACAAUGAUCCCGUUAGUUCCUCGUUCGCAGUCACAGCUGUUCAGCUUUUGGUGAUGUACAGAAAUUCGAAAGGUGCAGACAACCAUCUUGGGGUUGGGGAAGACAGCUGCCCCAAGCUAUUUCAUUCCAUCCUGCUGCUGUUUUAUCGUUAAUGAAACCUAAGGAUUAUGUAUAGCCUAAGUUCCUUUCUACCUCAGUUUGUUUGUUAUCUCUGAAAGACAAAUUCACAAUUUCAGCACCUAUUCUGCUUGGUCGAUGAGGAAAUCGUUUGAGAGAACACCAAACUGUAUUUUGUUGUGUACAAAAUCAUAUAGCUUUACAUUUUUGAUAACGCCCAAGAACCCAGUUUCUCACCACACAAUGCACUUAAAGGGGAAUACCACUGAAUAUCAGGUUCGGGAUACACACACGAUUAGAUCUUGUUGCCAUAUCUUCUUAAACUCCUGAAUCUGUGAUGUCUAGUAGAAAUUCUAAAUCGCAUAGUAACAACAACAGUGUUUUGUGCGCAUUCUGUCCUAGAGAAUAACUUCAUUAUCUUUAUAUAAAAUUCACAGAAGAAUUUGUUUGACCCAAGGCAGUAACAUUCAUGAAGUCCAUGUCUUGAAGGCUAGCCUCACACCGUCGUAUACACAAUGUUAGUUUAUCCAUGCAAUCCUUCCGAUAUUUAAAAAGCAGGUGAAUUGGCAAGUAAAAGCACUGAAUGUAUUUUGUCCUCUGAGCAGUAAGGAAAGCAAAACGCUAGGACAUAGAAAAAUGCCACUGAAGUAGAUAGCACUGUAUGUGUAGGUGUAUAAUACUGCAGAGGCACUGGAGGACCUUGUUUUUGUUUGUUUUUUUCUUUCAAGAAGAUCUCUUUUUUCUAUUAUAUUUGUUGUCUAUUGCACAUGUGUUUUUAUUAUUAUUUUUUUUUAUUAGACAGUAUGCAUAUUGAUCGCUGCAGCCUGGUUUAGUGUCAUUUACCUAUAUACAUUAUUUCCAGGAUGUUCACAGAGCAAACGAAAGCAGAGCAACUGCAAAUGCAUCGUAGCAGUGAAGGCGACGAGCUACCUUGCAAACUGGUUGUACGCUAAUGUGGAUGAUGACUUAAAAUGAAAUGCAAUUUCAUUAAAUCACAAGUUAUACUCAUGUUAAAUUCUAAAGCAAGAAGAGGCGUGUUACAUGUAACUGAAAAGAACAGUAUUGUAAAUGCUGCUUUUUGUUUGCUUAUAGAUAUAGUUUUCAUUUUUUUUUUUAUUAUUGUUUGUAUCUUGAUUGUACGGAUUGACAAUUUACAAUUUACAAUUUGGGUUACCCCCAAAGUUACACAAUCGUCACAACAGAAAUUUUAAUAUCGAUUCAUUAUGUUCAUUCCUACUAUACAAAAGUAAACUAACAAUUACAUUUUUGUGUGUGUUUACGUGAAACAUAACUAUCUGAAACAGACUUAGUCCCUACAACUGUUCUAAAAUUAUGAAGUUGGAAAAGUACUCCCAGUAUUUAUUGUUCUUAGUCAUUUUUGGUGUUAGUUUUUUUUUUUUUCUUAAAUAACCAAAGUUAAACCUCUUUCUUUUUAAUACUAUGAACAUGAUUUCGAGGAAGUUGUGCAGUUGAAUGCCGCGGUGUAUGGAAAUUGAAUAGUCUGGCAUAGUUAAAAUUCUGUAUCGCAUUAUGUCAAAUGCUCAACAGCUCUUGAGUGUUUUAACCGUGUUAUCCCGCCAGUGUUAGCGUACCUUCUAUCGCCUCUGCCCGCCGUACAAAUAACACGGCUCUGACUUUUAUUUUAUUUGUCAGCCUAAAAAAAAAAACACAGCAACACCAAUCCUGGCUGAAAAUGUCAUGCAAGCUUGAAAAGAAUUGGCGGAUCCAACUGAAUAGAAAAGUUUUUGACGAGGGUGCUAAGAAGGCCUAAGUGCCAUUGACAAGCACAUAUUUGACAAGUUCAUCUCCAUGCAGAUUGAGCAGUACUUGCAAUCUCUUGGAAAAAAAAGAAAAAAGAAAAAAGUCCCACAUUUGCAUUUUAUACGAAUGUCUCCCAAACAGUGCAAUAUAGCACAAUACAGAACAUAUAAACACAACCAAACAGUAAAAAAACAACAAAAAAAAAAACAGAAACAUUUGGGAUCUGGUUAGAAACGACAUGAACUGAGAUAAGAUGUAUAUUUCACAUUCCGUCGAUGUUAUUCAUUAUUAUCAUGAUUUGAUUAAUGGGCCUACUACAGUCACAAACAACACUUGAGCAGAACCUUUGAUAAGCACAUGGAGGCUCACAGUGAUAUUAACACUUGAAUCACUUUUAUUUGGGGGAAAAAAAAUGUCAGUAUUCUUGUAAUUAUAUUUUGUUGCUUAAAAUGGUGAUUCCAUCCUAGUUUUAUAGUCUGGCAUUCUUUAUAACCAUUUCUACCUCAUUGCUACAUAUUGUACAUGUAGUACUCACUUUGUGUCAUUUUGAAUGUCAUGCAUUUGUGGAUAAUAAAAAAAAGGCAAAAAAAGAGAAUAAAACAAAAGCUUGCCCUUGAAUCUGAGCAGUCUACCUCAAAAAGACUGUUUACACUGUCAAGUACAAGCCACAGAAAAAAAAAAAAAAAAAAAGGCACCUUGAGGACAAAGAUGACGUCAACCUGCACAUAACAAUUUAUUUACAGUGUUCGCGUUUUCAUUGAACUGUUCCUGUCUUCUGCAAGGUCUCCAAUGCAAAACUUUUCCUAAAAAAAAAAAAAAAAAAAAUAUCAAAAAACAAAAAAACAACAAACUGCUUUAAUCUUUUGUGAAUUGUUGUAGUGCGCAUGUUAAUGUGUACGUGUGUGCACUUGCAAUUCCACAUGCAAGUACGAGGGGGGAUAACAGUAAUUUUGAAUUUUUACUUUUCAUAUAAAUGUGUACAGAGAACAAACUUGCACAUAGCUGUACGUAUUGUACAUUUGCUAAUGAUAUACAGCAUACAUACGAAAAUGCACCACAUACAUGUUUAUAUGUGUGUAUGUAUUGCCAUACUUACAGUAAAGUCGAUUUAAAUGUAUUUUAAUUUCAAGGUACAUGAAAGUUAUUAAAAUACCGAAUAAAGAUGUUUUCUUUUUUUCCUGAA